AAAAAUGCAAUAGUAACUAAAUAUUUUAAACUAUAUAUCAAAUUUAUCAACCAUUUUAAAAUUCUUAUAUUGGUAUUUAAUUCCAUUACUUCAUAUGAACCGGUGGAGACAUUAACUCCCCUGAAGAUGUUCCUACAUGCAUAUAAAUAGAGACGAUCUUCGUAUACUUUUAAAAUCUAUCUGCUCAUUUCCUUCUAGGAUCAGAGAGAGAUAGAGAGAGUUUAAACUUACCUUACAAGCAUAAAUUACUCGGUGAAACAAAGACUGAUAGGAUAAUGGUUUCUCGACAAGAAGGAACCCUCUACACCAGAAAGAGGGAUUUCACAAUCUAUGGGGAAGAGUUUCAUAAUUCAUUCAAGAAGAGCAAACAAGAAGAUCCAUCACAGGGCAAACUUCAGAGCACUAUGUUCAAUGAACGACCAAAAUCAGAGAGUAUGAGAUCAAUUACCUUUGAUUUUGAACUUCAUCUCCACACUCCUCUACCUUCAAAUUGCCAAAAAUCUAUAGAGGCUAAGGGAUAUUCGAGAGCAUCUGAGGAUCAUAGUUCAUACCCCAAAGAUCCCGUGAUUGUUGGACGACCCAAGAUGAGCCUAGACCUAGAGCUGAACCUUUCACCUUCAACAAUCACAACGAAGAUAGAUGAAUCCACAAAUCACAAUAAGACCGUGUCAUCAUCAGAGGGUAAGAACUUGACAAGUCAGAGUAAGAAGACAACAAUUGGGACCGGGUUAAACCGAUCACUGUCUUGGCUUGCUUUUGAAGGUGGUGACGGUGAUCAGAAGGAGCAAGAGAUGGUAACAAAAGUGUGCAUGAAAUGCCACAUGCUGGUUAUGCUGUGUACAUCAAGUCCUGUUUGUCCCAACUGCAAGUUCAUGCACCCGCAUGAUCACAGCUCUACAAAACUGUUUAAACCAUCUAAUUUGCUGAGGCUCAUGUGCUAGGCUCUUCAGGGGUUACUGUCUUACUGUAUCUAUAAUAUUUGUACGGGAAUAAUAUGAGGCAGUCUAGACAAGGACAAAGUUAUGUAUAUACGCUACAAGUACCAAAAAAACUUAAUUUUAUGAUUUCUAUUGAAGGACA
Molecule: messenger RNA, 1080 nt
Organism: Brassica napus (rape)
Lineage: Eukaryota; Viridiplantae; Streptophyta; Magnoliopsida; Brassicales; Brassicaceae
Exons: 2
Coding region: 276-941 (221 amino acids)
Source: RefSeq, a predicted model, not a curated record